Pocillopora meandrina is the source of this 3604-nucleotide messenger RNA. The record is from the annotation of a GenBank genome assembly. Lineage: Eukaryota; Metazoa; Cnidaria; Anthozoa; Scleractinia; Pocilloporidae.
AUGGCACAUCUGAGGGACAGCCACGAGGAAAACCUCUUGAAAACUUCCUCAUGUAGUGCGCCUCGAUUGUGUGGCUUGGCUCUAGUGACGCAAACCUUCAUCUCCUUGUGCAACUCUGGAUCGUCUGCACUGAGGGUCUCUUGAUCUAUGUCUACUUCGGGAGUGCUAGAUGCAGUGUUCCCUAAGAACUAGGGGCCACUUAGCCAAUCCAACUCAGUGAGAUCUUUUGCCUUUAGGCCUUGAGUAGCCAGAUUGGCAGGAUUGCUGGAACUCUCCACGUACCCUGAUUAGUCAGGUGUCAAGAUUUUUCCGAUAAACUCCAUGCAAUUUGCCACGUAGACAUAGAAUCUUCUGCUCUUGUUACCGAUGUAACCUAAGACGACCCUAGUAUCCAUGUUGAAGGUCACUUCAGAUGCCAUCAUGUUUAACUCCUUCAAUAUUUUCUCAACGGCUUGGACUGCCAAUACAGCUCUGCAGAGUUUGAGUCGAAGGAUGCUGACAGCAUUUAUUGGAGCUACUUUAACCUGACCAAAGACAAGUGAUAUGGCUACUUCAUUAUUGGCAUCAAACAGGCAGAGGUAGACUGCUGCUCCGAUUGAUCAUUGGCUGGCACCUGGAAAGGCAUGGAUCUCGGCCCUGGUGACUGAUCCAAAUUCAGAAAAUUCAAAUGGUAGCAAUGACACGUGGAGGCUUUCUCCAAAUCCAAUAGUGCAUUCGUCCGGCACUGCCAUCUGUCUGCGUAUUUUUCCCGAAAAGGGUCAUCCCACCCAAGAAGCUCAGUGCUAGCUGUCUUCUCGCUCAUGGCGACUAGUUCUUGUAGUAGUAGUCUGCCCUAUAGCAAGACUGGUGCAGUACAACCCAAGGGGUUAUAUAUUGAGUUCACCGACGAAAGGACUCUGCGUCAGGUGAAGGUUGGUCACCGAUACCUUGUAAAUGAAUACCAGUAUGCCUCUCUCCAGGUCCCAGAACACACCAAUUGAACACUGUGCUGGGAGCUCGUCAUUAUGCAGAUCUUGCCUGCAAAUUUCCUUAGUUGGAUCUUCUGUGGGAAAGCUUGCAUUACUGACACGGCAUUCAACACCACUUUGUGGAGUCUAAGGUUUGCUGUAGCAAGGGUAGCUUGUGUCUCUCACUAGCUUGAUAGUUUCUAUUGCAGUCGGUCUUGAAACAAGGCCGUCGUCUACGCAGAAGUUUCUUUUAACAAAUUCUUUAACUGCCGGAUCGAGCUCCUCACCGUUUUUGACUGUCCUCCUAAAGCCAUAGGUGGCUACCGCGGGACUAGGUCCAUUACCGAACAGGUGAACAGUCAUCGUAUACUCUAUGAUGUUCUGUGAAGGGUCGUUGUCCUUGCACCAUAAGAAGCGUAGGAAGUUCCUGUGUUUUGGGCUUAUGAGAAAAGAAUAUAACAUCUGUUCCACGUCGCACAUAGCUGCGAUGUCUUCAGGGUGAAAAUGCGAUAAUACUCCGAUUUAACUGUUCAUGAAGUCUGGGCCUGUGAGCACUUUUCAGUUGAGGGAUACGCCUUCAUACUCAGCUGAGGAGUUGAAAACCACUUGGUCUGGCUUUUUCGGAUGAUACACUCCAAAAAGCGGAAGAUACCAUACGUUUCCACAGCCUUCAUGUGAAGUCGACGUAAUCCUUCUACAUCUGCAGUUUGCAUUGCAAGGUUCUUAGUAGGUUAUUCAGGCGUUUAACUGCAUAACUCCUGUUGUUUGACAUGAACACGUUCUGCAAGCAGAAUGGUAGGGGCAUUUCCCAGUUUCCUUGUGCGUUCUUAUUAGUGCUGUUUUCCAUCAUUUCGAUGAAUUUUCGGUCCUCAACCUUCGUCAAUACUUUUAAGGUGGGGAUACUGCAUCGCGACUUUGGGAGUUGGUAUUUCCUCUUUAUCCCACGGGACGCCAUCGCUUUCUCUCUCUUUGGUUCCUUUCUCCUUUUUCUCCUCUUUUGUUAAGUGCAAGAGGUCUGAAUGACACUCGCUUCUGCAAAUACUGCACUGGACACUCUCCUUGCAAACGCUGGCCAUAUGAUCCUGUGAGAGGCAGCGGAAACAUUACCUCCCUUCGUAAAUCCAGUCUUCUCUCUCUCCGACAGCCAUCUUCGUUGUCCCAGCUGAAAACAGGCAGAAAACCUUUUUUGGAUGCGACAGAGCUUAAAGCAGCUAAUUUCAGCGGCAAACGAGCGAAAAACGUUUUCCAGUGAGAUAAAUCUAAACGAGAAGUAAUUUAAUGGUUCACCUGGUUUAACAGUCAAACUAAGGUCAAUAAAAUUGCAGAAUCUAUCUCAGUUGGUUGGAGUAUUUUAAACGGUCAAAGCAGCCAAGACAGUCAAACUGCACAGAUUGUAAAAUCUUUGUUAAUUGGUUGAAGUAGCUCAAGUGAUCAAAGUGGCUUAAAUGGUUCAAUUGCACAAAAUGCGUAACUAGCUUAAAUGGUUCCUUUACACAAAAAAGCAGCAUCUAGCUUAAUUGGUUGAGGUAGUUAAGAUAAUCAAACUAGCAAAAACAGUAAAAAAGUUCACAAAUUGAACUAUCUGAAAUGGUUGAUGCUGGUCAAAUGCUCAAACUAGGUUAAUGUGUUCAACCGGACGAAAGACAUAACUACCUUGAUAGGAUCAACUGCACGAACUGCACAAUCAAGCUUAUCCCCCAUCAGAAUAUGCUUAAUGCAGGCCAGAUUAAUAAACUAGGAGAAGAUAUUAGGUUAGGAAGUCCUCUUAUUAUCAAAGCAACAAUGAAACAAAGUGGCAGGUUCCUUGGUACACUGCUUUCAAGUAUCGGUGUGCCAGUGUUAUUAAAAGCAUUAACUGGUAAUUAUAUUCAGGCUUAUAGCAGAUAUCAACCGCCACCACCUCUUCCACCACCAAAAUCAGAUGGUAGUGGCAUGUAGGUGAAAACAUAAAAUGAGUCAUUGGUGCCACAUAGACCACCUCCAUUUAUAAGUACUUCGUCUAAAGGGGGAGAAGUGUAUCCUCAAGCACCACCACCAUUCAUUGAUAGUUGGUCUAGUUACACAGGUACCAUAGGUGCUGUUCUAAUAAAAGAAAAAAACAAAAAAGACAGCCAAAGGAAAAGGACUUCUGUUGGGCAAAAAUUCACGAUUUAACAGAGUCCCUGUAAUGGGCGCAGUUUAGUAAAUAAAGCAUGGUCCAAUUAUGGUAUAAUUAGCUGGGUAAAGUGAAUGGGGAUAAAGCAGUUGAUGGGUGUGUUUUUUAGAGAUCAAAUAAGUGAUACAUAUAGCAUAGGAUACUAUGUUAUGAAUCUUAAUGACAGUGUGGGUGGUAGUACACAUUGGGUUGUUAUGAACAUCUAAAGGGAUAAUCGAAUACUUCGACAGUUUUGGUUCAAAAGAGGUUAUAAAGUUGUACAAUAUAUUAAAUCUCAAUGAUGUGUAUAACAGCACACAGUAUCAGGAUUUGGUCGGUGUCUUACGUGAUACCAACUAUUGUUUGUAUUACAUGAAUGACCACGGUAUGGAAAAGACAUAUUAAAAUGUCGUAAAGGUGUUUUCCCAUACAUAUUAUGCUUAUAAUGAAAAAUUCAUAAAACAGUAUUUUAUAUAAGCAUAUCUUAUAAUGGGUAUAUUUACUUGAAAUCAUAGCAAAAUAG